Theobroma umbraticum is the source of this 2799-nucleotide messenger RNA. Its product is annotated as serine/threonine protein phosphatase 2A 55 kDa regulatory subunit B beta isoform-like. NCBI's taxonomy places the organism in Eukaryota, Viridiplantae, Streptophyta, Magnoliopsida, Malvales, Malvaceae. The record is from RefSeq and is a predicted model, not a curated record. Gene Ontology annotation, cellular component: protein phosphatase type 2A complex. Gene Ontology annotation, molecular function: protein phosphatase regulator activity; protein binding.
AGGAAAAAAAAAAGGAAAUUAAUGAAAACGGCGCAUAUUUUAUCCACUAGCACACAAGGGGAAAACGAAACUUAGGCCUGAACGAGAGAAUCAAAGUCUUUCUCGCUCUGUCCGAACGAAAUAGCAAGCUGUUGUAAUUCUCGCAUUCAGCUAGUGAAAAUCUCCAACUUUCUCCGAAGGAGAUGGACAGAAACGACUCAGUAUAAGGACUGAGGAAGGGAAGCAAGCAUGAAUUUGAUGAGCACGAGCCAGCCUUCCACUCGCGCUUCUCCUCCGGCUCCCCUGGAGUGGAAGUUCUCUCAAGUCUUCGGCGAAAGAAGCGCCGGCGAAGAUGUUCAAGACGUUGAUAGAAUAUCGGCGGUUGAAUUUGAGAAGAGCGGUGAUUACCUUGCUGUUGGAGAUCGAGGCGGCCGGGUUGUAAUAUUCGAGAGAAAGGACGGGAAACCUACACCGGACGAGCACUAUUCCAGAAGUCAGCUGGAGCAGUUGGAUUUUGUCUCUUUAAACCAUCCUGAAUAUCAAUAUAAGACUGAAUUUCAGAGUCAUGAGCCUGAGUUUGAUUACUUGAAGAGCUUGGAGAUUGAAGAGAAGAUAAACAAAGUAAAAUGGUGUACAACACCCAAUGGAUCACUCUUUAUCCUUUCAACGAAUGAUAAGACAAUUAAACUGUGGAAGGUAAAGGAUCGAAAGGUGAACAAGGCAAAGGAAGUGGAUCCUCAUCAAUUAGUCUCUUCAGAAAAUUCUCUUCUGGCUGAAAGGAGUUUUGUGAGUGAACAGGACAUACCAUCUUUUACUAAUGGAAAGAAUCUAGGGUGGGAAGAGAAUGUGGCUAACAACACAUUACUGUCUCAAGAAUUGCAUGCUAAGAUUGGUAACAAUGAAGACGCCACAUAUGCAAGAUGUAGAAGGGUCUAUGCUCAUGCUCAUGAUUUUACUAUCAACUCAAUUUCAAAUAAUAGUGAUGGUGAGACAUUUAUAUCUGCAGAUGAUCUGAGGAUAAACUUGUGGAAUCUUGAAAUUAGUAAUCAGUCAUUUAAUAUCAUUGACAUGAAGCCAUUAAAUAUGGAGGAUCUUACUGAGGUCAUCACGUCAGCUGAAUUCCAUCCAAUUCAUUGUAACCUGCUUGCAUAUAGCAGCUCAAGAGGUUUUAUUCGCCUUGUUGACAUGCGACAAUCAGCAUUAUGUGAUUACAGUGCUAGAAUAUUGCAGGAUGCAGAAUGUCAAGGGUCAAGAUCAUUCUUUACUGAGAUUGUUGCCUCCAUAUCUGAUAUAAAGUUUUCAGUUGAUGGGCGGCACAUCUUAAGCCGUGACUAUAUGAACCUUAAGCUGUGGGAUAUAAACAUGGAUUCUUCACCAGUUGCAACAUUUAAGAUUCAUGAACAUCUACGCCCAAAGUUAUGCGAUUUGUAUAAUAAUGACUCCAUAUUUGAUAAAUUUGAGUGCUGCCUCAGUGGAGAUGGACUUCAUUUUGCAACUGGAUCUUAUAGCAAUCUCUUACGUAUCUUCUCUCAUGGUGUUGGAAGUGAAGAGGGGAGUACAGUAGAAGCUAGCAAAAAUCCAAACAGUAGGAAGCCCCUUCAGAGGGCAAGAAGAUCAUCCUUAAGUAGCCUUACGCGUGCGUUUCACAAGCAAGGGCAUGAAAACACAAGCCUUGCUAAUGAGUUUUCCUGGUCAUCAAGUUCUAAGCUGCAACAUGUCGCUUGGCACCCAUGCGCGAACUUGAUUACUUGUGCUUCUGGAAAUAGCUUGUUUUUCUACUAUGCGUAGCUUCCUGUACAGAAAAGCUUUGAUUGACCAUAGAACACCAAGUAGGUUGUACACGUUGACACGGUACGCCCUCUAUGUUUAGCAUCUUAAGGGGUUGAAGCAUUAGCAUCUUACUGGCUUACCACGAUUGAAAUGUAAAAAAUGUACAAAAAUCAAAUUGAAUAGUUGUUGCAAACAACCUUGUCUUUGUUCUAUAGUUUCUGGUUUUCCCCACUGGCUUCAGUUUCACAUAAGAAAAGUUGUUAGAUAUUUUUGGAACAGAGAUUAAAAAAAAAAAAGAAAAAGAAAAAAGGGGUUCAUUCAUUGAUCAAAGAUUUUAAAAUUUUUUGAUGUGGUGACAAAUUGUACCUCAUCAACAAGGUAUAAACUAUGCAUGGUAAUGCAUGUCACUUGCACUUCAAUUUGUGGUACAAAGGAAAUCAGUAGGAAAGAGUUGACAUUAUCUGGGGACAAAACUGUUGUUGCAUCUUCAACUACAAAAGAUGGUUUCUUUUGUUUCUUUCUUUUUUGAUAUGGGAAAAGAGAGAUUUGAGUAGGUAUUUGUAUCAUAUGUCAAUCGUUGACUUAAAUGUUUGUGGGUAUAAGCUAACCAUUAAGUUAAAUGUUCUUGUACAUACAUCAGUCAUCGAAUUAAAUACUUUUAUGCAUGUCAUGAAUUUCGUAUCAGUAAGAAAUGAAAUGUGUUUUAAGUUUAUAAGUAAGAGUUUGUUUUUUCAUCUAAUAGGUAUAUAUUUUGGGUUAAAAAUAUAAACUCGUGAUAAGUGGUAUUAGAAUUUACUUAAUUCUUCAUUGAUUUGAGAUUUCUUAUGAGAUAUUAGGACAAAAGUAAAUCCGAACUAAGAUGGAUCUUUCUCUUCAUGGGUAAAAGAGUCAUUGUAACACAACACGAGUGUUGUUUUUUUUCACUUUAACCAUUGAGUUAAAUGUUUUUGUGUAUACAUCAAUCGAUGAGUUUUGAUGUUUUUUCUCAAAUAUCAAUCACAAUUAAAUGUUUGUAAGUACACAUUAAUGACUGAGUUAAAUGCUUAGGUA